Molecule: messenger RNA, 2031 nt
Organism: Gorilla gorilla gorilla (western lowland gorilla)
Lineage: Eukaryota; Metazoa; Chordata; Mammalia; Primates; Hominidae
Gene: CHRNA1
Product: cholinergic receptor nicotinic alpha 1 subunit
Exons: 10
Coding region: 77-1522 (481 amino acids)
Biological process (GO): monoatomic ion transmembrane transport
Cellular component (GO): postsynaptic membrane
Molecular function (GO): transmembrane signaling receptor activity; acetylcholine-gated monoatomic cation-selective channel activity
Source: RefSeq, a predicted model, not a curated record
ACAAGCACCCAGCCAGAGUGCCAGUGAGAAGCACAGGCCACCACUCUGCCCUGGUCCACACAAGCUCCGGUAGCCCAUGGAGCCCUGGCCUCUCCUGCUCUUUAGCCUUUGCUCAGCUGGCCUCGUCCUGGGCUCCGAACAUGAGACCCGUCUGGUGGCAAAGCUAUUUAAAGACUACAGCAGCGUGGUGCGGCCAGUGGAAGACCACCGCCAGGUCGUGGAGGUCACCGUGGGCCUGCAGCUGAUACAGCUCAUCAAUGUGGAUGAAGUAAAUCAGAUCGUGACAACCAAUGUGCGUCUGAAACAGGGUAACAUGGUAGAUCUGCCACCCCCCAGCUGCGUGACUUUGGGAGUUCCUUUGUUUUCUCAUCUGCAGAAUGAGCAAUGGGUGGAUUACAACCUAAAAUGGAAUCCAGAUGACUACGGCGGUGUGAAAAAAAUUCACAUUCCUUCAGAAAAGAUCUGGCGCCCAGACCUUGUUCUCUAUAACAAUGCAGAUGGUGACUUUGCUAUUGUCAAGUUCACCAAAGUGCUCCUGGAGUACACUGGCCACAUCACAUGGACACCUCCAGCCAUCUUUAAAAGCUACUGUGAGAUCAUCGUCACCCACUUUCCCUUUGAUGAACAGAACUGCAGCAUGAAGCUGGGCACCUGGACCUACGACGGCUCUGUCGUGGCCAUCAACCCGGAAAGUGACCAGCCAGACCUGAGCAACUUCAUGGAGAGCGGGGAGUGGGUGAUCAAGGAGUCCCGGGGCUGGAAGCACUCGGUGACCUAUUCCUGCUGCCCCGACACCCCCUACCUGGACAUCACCUACCACUUCGUCAUGCAGCGCCUGCCCCUCUACUUCAUCGUCAACGUCAUCAUCCCCUGCCUGCUCUUCUCCUUCUUAACUGGCCUGGUAUUCUACCUGCCCACAGACUCAGGGGAGAAGAUGACUCUGAGCAUCUCUGUCUUACUGUCUUUGACUGUGUUCCUUCUGGUCAUCGUGGAGCUGAUCCCCUCCACGUCCAGUGCUGUGCCCUUGAUUGGAAAAUACAUGCUGUUCACCAUGGUGUUCGUCAUUGCCUCCAUCAUCAUCACUGUCAUCGUCAUCAACACACACCACCGCUCACCCAGCACCCAUGUCAUGCCCAACUGGGUGCGGAAGGUUUUUAUCGACACUAUCCCAAAUAUCAUGUUUUUCUCCACAAUGAAAAGACCAUCCAGAGAAAAGCAAGACAAAAAGAUUUUUACAGAAGACAUUGAUAUCUCUGACAUUUCUGGAAAGCCAGGGCCUCCACCCAUGGGCUUCCACUCUCCCCUGAUCAAACACCCCGAGGUGAAAAGUGCCAUCGAGGGCAUCAAGUACAUCGCAGAGACCAUGAAGUCAGACCAGGAGUCUAACAAUGCGGCGGCGGAGUGGAAGUACGUUGCAAUGGUGAUGGACCACAUACUCCUCGGAGUCUUCAUGCUUGUUUGCAUCAUCGGAACCCUAGCCGUGUUUGCAGGUCGACUCAUUGAAUUAAAUCAGCAAGGAUGAACAGAAAGUGAGCUGAGCCUAGCUCUGUCCUGGAACCUACCAGAGCAGAGAAGGGCAGGAGAGGAAGAUUUGUCUACUUGCUACACUCGCACUUAUCAAACGUGUUAUAUUCCAUACUUACUAUUGAUGAUAAGAUUUACCUUUAUGUAAGUUUAUGGCCUUGAAGUGUUUUCAUAUUGCUUCUCCCUUUAGUUCUGCUGUCUCCCUGAAGAGUGAACCCUCUUUAGUAAAUGAAACUAAUCACUAAAAAAAGUGUUCAUUUCCAGUGUCUGGAAGAGUUUUUGCCAGGAUAACCGAGGUUUUCUGUUGCAUUAUCAUUGCUGUUAUAUUUAUAUAUUUACUUAUUUUGUCUAACCACGAGACCACUAGGGAGCUGCUGAUGUGCUAAAUGAAGUGUAUUCUUUGCUUAAGAGUCAGUUUUGUACCUACUAAGAAAACCCCAUCUACCAGUCCUAAAGAGAUAAGGCAUUUGAUUUGGAGAUAGAGGAAGCAGUAGAAAUGAAAUAAAC